UUUGUCAGUCUCCCUCCUCCUUGAUGGAAUUUCUGGCAGGAGGUGCAAACAGGUGGGUGAUGGCCUGGAAAGCUACAAUUUGACUAGUUAAAUGACACCCAUAUCUCUAUACUGUAAUCACAAGUCUUCUGGAAACCAGAUGUAUGUCAUAGUACCAAAGCUGACCUGUGGGAGGCAGCAUGGUGCCUCAUAGCAUCCGAAGAAGAAAGAGAAAAAGCUACUUAACCUUUCUGGUCAUGACAUUACAGUGCCAAACUCUUCUUCUUGUCAUUUUGUGAGACACAUGAUGCAAACAUUCAAUACGAAUAACUGUUUCUCUAUUUGUGUCUGGCAACAGCAGGAGUAUUAGCUCACUUCCCGUUUGGCCAUUAUUCCGUUUCACGUCACUCACAGAGUCAGAUUGGCCAUUGUAAAUAUUGAACAGGUUUAACAGUUAUAACUGUUGGCCUCAACCAUUUUCCAAACAGGUUCCAGAGACAACACACCGCACCCCACAUGGUCAUCUUCCUAAAACAUCCAAUAUUUGUGACUUUGCUGAUUUUGAUCAGAAGGGGUAAUGAGCCUCAGUUUCAGAAUCAAUUGGUAAGUGAUGCUCUACUCAUUGUUACUACAGACAAUAAGACCACAACACUUUUAGCUUUAGUAGUAGGAGUAGGAAAUAACAUGAAGAAAACUUUUGAACAAACCCCAUAAUCGAGGUGCAAAUGCAUUUUUUUGUACAAGUGGUAAAAAUAUCCACACACAUAAUGCAUAUUCAUGAACUUUCUGAACCGCUUAUUCUAUCAAUAAAAUACUUAUAUUUCGAUUUUGUUUUCUGAUGACAUUACCCACGAUGACGAGCUGUUUUCAGGCUCGCUGGGCGCAUGGCUUCAGCAACGCUGUGAGACUCCACAGAUCGCCAAGCAAUGUCCAAGCAGCUUCUGGACAAUCACUAUGGCAUCCUUUUCAUUGCUUUCAAAAUAAACGUUUGGCAGAUUCCCCGUCUUGCAUUUUCAAGGAAGCAUGGUGUGUUCAUGGUAAACCAGUGCUGCUCUCGUGUAAAAGAUAUCAUUUUUUUAUAUACUGCUCAUCCUCAAUUGAGGGUCGCGGGAGGGUUGGAGCCUUUCCCUGCUGAUUUUGGACAAGAGCACACCCUGGACUGGUCGCCAGCUAAUCGCAGCCUGGGCACAAAUAGACAAUUGGAUCAACCAUUCACAUACUGUAUUCUCAUUCUCAUAUUCACAUAUAUCAUAUUCUCAUCAAAGGAAAAUUUUCACGGUUUCUAAGAAACAUGUUUUUGGAAUGUGGGAGGAAGCCACAACGUAUUCGCCGUCGCAAGUGUAGACAGAACAUGCAAUUUCCACCGUGGAAGGCCAGAGGCUGCCCUCGAACCCCCAAACUCAGAACUGUGAGGCGGAUGUGCCAACCACGACGCUCACCAUGCUGCGAGGAGUAUUCAAACACAAACUGUUGGUAUUACAAAAACAUCAGGAAUCAAACUUCGGGUUAGAAGCAACAGCUGGAAAAGGACGAAUUUAACGUCGAUAUCGGAACGUUUUGGUAUGAAAGUAUUCCCGUACCCUGCAUGUAAAACCCCGUGUGGUUGAGCGGAGACGCAAGCUCAUCCACUGGCCGAGCGGAUAUUUGUUUAACUUUGAAAGUCCAAGCGCUCGAUUUCCGGCGAGACUGUGUGUGCCUCACGUUUGAUUUACACACCUGGAACGGCUCGCAGCUGCACGCGCGCCUCGCGCCGCUCGCAGCGCAACAGAAACGGACGUUUUGUCGCGUAAGUGCUCUGCCGAUUGUGUCCUUCAGAGGGUCGCGUUCGUCUCGGGUGUCGGCCAUGGGGAGGAGCACCGGCAAGGCACCUCGAUGAGGCGCAUGCAGGUGCCAUUCAUAGAGCGCUGCUGACAGGCGGGGCGGCGGGACGUGACGGACAGGUAAACCGCUGUGCGUUUGAAGCCAAUGGCCCGUGGCCGUGACGCGCAGGGGCGUGAAUCGCUCGGACUCUGAAGUGAUGGGGCCGUUGUAGCCGGCAGAGCCGCCGCGACUGUGGGGUGCGGCAUCGUCUGGGAUCCGAGCCCCCGAUCCGGAGAAGGCGAGUGACGAGACCGGAGACGCGGGCGGAGACGCCUCUGCUUUUGUGUAGGCUGUCUCGGCGGGGACAUGGCAGCGGCUAUCGCCAGCGGUUUGAUCCGCCAGAAGCGGCAGGCGAGGGAGCAACACGCCCACCGACCGACCACUCACCGGCGGCGGAAGAGCCCCAGCAAGAAGCAGGGGCUGUGCAACGGGAACCUGGUCGACAUCUUCUCUAAAGUCCGAAUAUUUGGCUUGAAGAAGAGGAGGCUACGGAGACAAGAACCGCAGCUGAAGGGCAUAGUGACCAGGUUGUUCUGCAGGCAAGGCUUCUAUCUCCAGAUGGGCCAGGAUGGAAGUCUGGAUGGGACCAAAGAUGACAGCACCAACUCUUCUCUGUUCAACUUAAUUCCAGUGGGACUUCGAGUUGUGGCCAUCCAAUCAGUAAAGUCCGGUCUCUACAUCGCCAUGAACGGAGAGGGUCACCUCUACUCCUCGGAAAUGUUCACCCCGGAGUGCAAAUUUAAGGAGUCUGUGUUCGAGAACUACUAUGUGAUCUACAGCUCCAUGCUGUACAGGCAGAAGGAGUCUGGCCGGGCCUGGUUCCUUGGCCUCAACAAGGAAGGGCAGGCCAUGAAGGGCAACAGAGUCAAGAAGACCAAACCAGCUGCACAUUUCUUGCCUAAACCUAUAGAAGUUGCAAUGUACCGAGAGCCUUCACUGCAUGACGUAGGGGAGGCGGCGCCUAAGAUCGCCGGGGGCCCGCCUUCCAAAAGCACAACCAGCGAGCCAGUGAUCAUGAACGGCGGUAAGCCCGUCAGCAAACCUGACAAGGAGGAGACAUAGCCCACCGUCCCCACCCCCGCUUCCCCUUUCCAUCCGCAAGCAACCAGAGGCCAGGAAAAGUCCGCCAUUCUGCAACAAAGGUGACAAAAGAGACUCAAAGUCAAGCUGAGACUGGUCAGCAGUGAGGGAGCACCCGGCACCCCGCUGCUCACAAUAAGAUAGAUCUGGUCCUGUCGGCGGCCGAGGGCCAAACAGAAAGAAAAUGAAGUGGCAGGAGUGUGAGCUCCUCUUGGCAGAAAGGAUGUUCGGAAAAUGAAACAAACACACCAUGAUACAAAUGUGCCAUCUCCGCUGGUGUUUUCCUGUCAGAGGCCUGCUUAUCCUUCUCCGAUCUUGCUCGGUUGCCAGGUACGCUUGUUUAAAACACACACACGCACGCGCACAAGCUCCACACGGUGGAUUUUCAAGCCACCCCGACAAAGAAAUAUGAUGGAGCGUUGAAGCUGCAUCCGAUCGGACACGCAACGCUCUGUAUGUCACCACCAGUUCGGUUCUUAUUUGACAGUCAGGCAUGUUUCUUUAUUUCUUUGUUGCUAGUUGGUUUUAAGGAUGCAAAAACACCGCUGGUUGUGCAGAGACAGACGAGAUUUCACUCGCUACCUCCCUGCCAAGCACCGAAUGAAUGCUACCCACCUCUUCCCUGUGUAGCCAUUCAAGAAUUCUAGCCAGGCCUUGCUCACAUCGGCACGUAGCAAGAACCGAAGAGGUUUCACAUGUUUGGAGUCCAAAACAAAUGAAGCCCAGUUAUUAUUUACGUGG
Messenger RNA from Hippocampus comes (tiger tail seahorse), 3660 nucleotides. Its product is annotated as fibroblast growth factor 14-like. Bases 2146 to 2901 code for a protein of 251 amino acids. Lineage: Eukaryota; Metazoa; Chordata; Actinopteri; Syngnathiformes; Syngnathidae. The record is from RefSeq and is a predicted model, not a curated record. The transcript has 5 exons. Gene Ontology annotation, molecular function: growth factor activity.